UUAGACGGACGGACAGCCAGGGGAUUCGGUCAUUUAGGACCGUGGAAGCAUCUUCGACGGCAGGACGACAGCAUCACCCACGAAUUAUCUGUGAAUUGGAUAUCAUGAUACUUUAGCCAUGGCCGUCCGUCCGAGGCAGUCUGCUCUGCCUCCAGCAGACUCUCGUCCAUCGCGUCGUCGCCCUCGUGCGUCGUCGCCCGCCUCUCCCCCUCGAUCGCCUCCGUCGCCUGCAUCGCCUCCAUCGCCUCACAGAAGCUCCCCAGACCUGCUCGACACGACAAUCGACCUCGAUCUCCAUCCUACAAACGCCUCGGGGCGCCGGCGUGGCGUGCAGCCUCGUCGCUCGCAACCCCGACGCCCCCUCGUCUCCCGACUGGAGACCCCACGCAGGGGUACCCUUAGGACGACGACGACAGCGACAGCGACGAAUAGCACCUCCGGCAGAAAAAUCUCCUCCUCCACCACCUAUCUGUCCCUUCAUCCUUCCAGCCGCGAAUCUCCCGAUCCCCUCGAUACCAUAUCCCCCGCCACGCUGCCCCCGACUCUGGGCCCGACGCGGGCCCCGACGCGUCCCAACGCCGCCGCCGCCGCCGUCGCCGUGUCGUCCUCCUCGCCCGCCCGCUGGCGCACCCUCCAUCACUACUUCUCGCCGGCGGUAGACACGAAGGAAGACAAGAAGGAGCAAAUAGAGAGACAGCAGCUGGAGGAAACCAGAUCGCUAGGCUCGCCUCCCCCGUCUUCGCCCCCGCAGAAGCGCGCUGCUGCUGCUGCUUCUGCGACGCCGCCGCCUGCCAACCAGCCAGACUGCCAGAGAGACAAUCAUGGUGGUCGCCGGUCGCUGCGCUCGCAGGGCAGCAGCUCGCGGGCCAAAAGCGAGCUGGCGCUGUAUUUUCACAAUUAUGAACAGAUCCUCAGUCUCGAACCGCCGAAACGGGAAUUUCUUGCUGGCGAUACAACUGUCGAACUAGUCGACGACCUCCCAGGUCCGCUCCCUAAAAAUGACAUGGAUGAAUCGCCAUUCGGCAACCCGCUACUCAACCUACACGAUUGCGAGAAGAUAGAACUGCCGAAGGUGGAAGAAGACAAUGGAGCAAAAGGAGAAGAAGAAGACCCGCUCAACGAGGCGAUCUAUUUCCGCGCGCACCGUCGCAUCGAGCGACAGGAGAAGCGGCUACGCAACAUCGAGCGCGACAAGGCCCAACAUGAACGCAUGCAGCUGGAACGCUUGCGCGACGAGCUGGAGGGCCACGACUGGCUGCGCGUGAUGGGGGUCAGCGGCGUUGCGGAUCCGGACAAGAAGCUCUACGAGCCCAAGCGGGCGUAUCUGAUCGGUGAGCUGUCGGCCCUGAUUAACAAGUUCCGCCUCUGGAAGGAAGAAGAGAAACGCCGCAAGGCAGAAAACAACAACAAUAGUAGUAUCAAAGAUGCGCCUUCACGCAUGACCGAUUCGGAAGAUCCUGUUCCCGCGCCCGAGGGCGAAGGGAAGCGCCGGCACAGCGAACUAAAACAACACAAGGAUAAGACCGACUCGCUGGAUGCAAGUGACAUCGACGCCUGGGCUGCCCACCAGUUGCUUCGCGAGACCCAGUCGGCGGGGACAGCAGGGAAACGUCUCAAGACGUAUAGUCGACGAUUAGCAGGGGCGUCUACAACAAUAAACCAUGAACCGCCGUCGCCUGCUCCCCUUUCUCCUCCUCUUCCCCCCCCUCCUCCCCCUCCUCCAGAGCGUCCCUUUACAUCGUUUUACCUGCAAGCACAUCUACGCGAAACCGCGCUCUCGCCCUCUAGUAUGGGUCGGAUCCGGUACGCGUUUGGCCAGCCCAUUCCGGAGAUCAACGUGCGCGAGUUUGCGCUCCCCGCCGAGAUUCUCACCGAGGAAACCAUUAAUGCAUGUCGGAGGAAGAGGAGGCGGAUGAAAAGGGAGAGUAUAAAGAGGUGAUGGUUAUGUAUGAAUCCCCGUUACUUUUUUUUUU
Molecule: messenger RNA, 1973 nt
Organism: Penicilliopsis zonata CBS 506.65
Lineage: Eukaryota; Fungi; Ascomycota; Eurotiomycetes; Eurotiales; Aspergillaceae
Exons: 2
Coding region: 119-1939 (606 amino acids)
Cellular component (GO): SAS acetyltransferase complex
Molecular function (GO): histone acetyltransferase activity
Source: RefSeq, a predicted model, not a curated record